GAGCCCUUAACCCUCUUAGGAAGUGAUUAGUACUGCUUUUGGGCACGUAAAUGUGGGGAAAGAAAUGAUAUUUUAUUCAUUAUAAAUUGUGUUCCCCUUAACAAUACCAGCUCUUCUGUAUUCGUACAAGAAUAAAGUUAAUGUACAUUUUAUGGAUCCAAUAUAGAUGAUGUUGUGUGUAAAUUCAAUAAUGUUUCAACGGAAAAGUGUUUUGAAUUCAAAAACUGUUCAACUAUUUAUGAACACUAACAACUAUGUCUACCAAAAUGUAUCCCUUUAUUGAAAUAUGGGUUGAUUUUCAUUUCAGGUUCUUUGCCUUUUGCCACCCAACAACCUUGUCUCUUGAGUCUUGGAUGCAUUGGGAUUUCUUUUUUUCAUUGCAAGUUGUCAGGGCCGAUCCUGUGAUUGUUGGAGCCCGAGGCGAAAUCCAUAAAUUAGGCCCUCGGCAAAAUCAACGAACCAAAAAAAUAACUACAUGUUCGCAAAGCAAGAGGGCAAACUUAACUGCUCACCUUCUUCUCGAGGAACCUUCGCCUGUGAUUGAAGAGUCACGAGCAGUCGAGCAGGCCCUGGGAAAAAUGGAAUUCCGGAUUUUGAGUUUCAGAUUUGGGAAUUUUGAUUUUGGGUCAUUGGAUAUUAUGGAUUGUGGGAUAUAUAAGUUGGGUUGGGAAAAUGUUGAUUGCUGUUCUUGGAUAAUUGGUAAUUGGGUCGAGGCGUGAGGCCUUUUUUAAUUAAAAAAAAUAUAUUUUGGCCAAAAAUAGGCCCCCUUGCUUCUUGGGCUUGAGGCGCAGGCCUCAUUGGCCUCGUCUUA
Molecule: messenger RNA, 811 nt
Organism: Olea europaea var. sylvestris
Lineage: Eukaryota; Viridiplantae; Streptophyta; Magnoliopsida; Lamiales; Oleaceae
Exons: 4
Coding region: 255-719 (154 amino acids)
Source: RefSeq, a predicted model, not a curated record